Zophobas morio is the source of this 1728-nucleotide messenger RNA. Its product is annotated as cytochrome P450 2J6-like. The transcript is spliced from 8 exons. Gene Ontology annotation, molecular function: heme binding; iron ion binding; oxidoreductase activity, acting on paired donors, with incorporation or reduction of molecular oxygen, reduced flavin or flavoprotein as one donor, and incorporation of one atom of oxygen. Lineage: Eukaryota; Metazoa; Arthropoda; Insecta; Coleoptera; Tenebrionidae. The record is from RefSeq and is a predicted model, not a curated record. Bases 1 to 1728 code for a protein of 575 amino acids. Gene Ontology annotation, cellular component: intracellular membrane-bounded organelle; cytoplasm. Gene Ontology annotation, biological process: xenobiotic metabolic process.
AUGGAAAAAUACGGAGAUGAUCAUCAAUCGGGACGGCCGAGCGGCAGUCGCAUAAAGACAAGUCUGGAGCCGGUUACCGGAAGUCUCGAUUGCGGCGUCCAGGAAAGUCUCGAAGCGGCGUUCGAAAAGUCUGGAAGCGGAAAUCGCUAUAGAUAUUCGAGAAAGACCUCGAUCACAGAAGGAUGGUUGAGUCAAGAGAGGCCAGUGCAGUGCGCCGGAAUUAUUUUGUACAUAACUGCUAUAAUAGUUAGUCGUAUGAUCAUGUUUUCAUGGAUCUUGGUGUUCGUGCUUUCUUUGUAUGUAUACUACAAAAAUAAAAGAAAAUCUAGUCUACCGCCAGGACCUUGGAAUUUACCCCUAAUAGGUUCUUUACAUAGAUUAGAUUCAAAAGCACCGCACAUUUCUUUAACAAAACUUGCACGAAAAUAUGGACCGAUUUACACAAUAAAACUAGGAUUAUUGGACACUGUUGUAAUUUCAGAUGCCAAACUAUUAAAAAAAGUCUUAAUGAAAGACGAAGCCUUGGCAAGACCACCACUUUACUUGCUCGAUUUUAUAUUUAGAGGAAAAGGUGUUGCUUAUAGUCCUAUUCAUGUGUGGAAACAUCAAAGAAAAUUUACUGCCAAUUUUCUGAGAACAUCAGGUGCUGCCAGAACCUCAUCCAACAAAAUAAUUCUAGAGAAUCAUAUAGGAAACUGUGCUGACGAGUUUAUUCAGUAUAUAAAAGAACAAGGAGACUACGUAACAUUGAAUCCUUCUGACAGUAUAGUAUACUACGUUACUAAUAUUUCGAGCGCAUUGUUUCUCGGCAAGGCGUUUUCCCGUGACAAUGAAACUCGACAAAUUUUAACUCACAAUAUAGAUGAAAUUUCAAAACAAGCAACAAUUGGUGGUGCUUUAAACUUUCUACCAUUUUUACGUGUGUUACCAAAAUACAAGAAAAUAGUAACGUCGUUUGAAAAAAGUUUCAACAAAAUUCAUGAAAUUGGAAAAGGAUUAAUCCAGGAAGUUAAACUAACCGGUUCUAAUACGGACGAUACUGUACCAAACUUGAUUGAAGCAUUUUUAACACAAGGCUCUAAAUUUCUUCCUACAGAAAUUUACAAUGAAGAGCAACUGCUUCACCUCGUGGUAGAUAUGCUUGGCGGAAGUAUCGAAACUACCGUGAAUUCGUUACUGUGGAUUUUGUUGUAUUUAGCAAAAUAUGAAAACAUACAAAACAAAGUACGUCAGGAACUGUUUGAUGUAUUACAAGGUAAAACACCUAAAAUGGAUGAUUUGCCUAAACUACCUUACACAGAAGCUACCAUUGCCGAAGUUCUUAGAAACAGAAGUAUACUUCCUUUAGGAUUUCCACGUUACACCUUAGACGAUAUAGAAGUAGAAAAUUUUAUAAUACCAAAAAGUACCAUGAUAAUGCCACUACUAUGGGCACUUCAUACAGAUCCUACAGUUUGGAAAAACCCUGAAGAAUUUUGUCCCGAUAGGUUUUUAAAUGAUGAUGGAAAAUUUCAUCAACCAGGAUCGUUUCUCCCAUUUCAGACAGGCAAAAGAAUGUGUGUUGGCGAAGAUCUGGCAAAAAUGAUAAUAUUUCUUUUUAUUUCUACGGUUUUGCAAAAUUUUAAAAUUGAACGUGCUAAUUCUAGUCCAGUUAAUUUGAUGGCUUCUUGUGGAAUUACCCUAAUUCCUAAGCCACAAGAGUUGCUUUUUGUAAAACUUGAGAGUUAG